Sinocyclocheilus grahami is the source of this 5454-nucleotide messenger RNA. RefSeq names its product dedicator of cytokinesis protein 4-like. NCBI's taxonomy places the organism in Eukaryota, Metazoa, Chordata, Actinopteri, Cypriniformes, Cyprinidae. The transcript is spliced from 48 exons. Gene Ontology annotation, biological process: cell chemotaxis; small GTPase-mediated signal transduction. Gene Ontology annotation, molecular function: small GTPase binding; GTPase activator activity; guanyl-nucleotide exchange factor activity. Gene Ontology annotation, cellular component: plasma membrane; cytoplasm. The record is from RefSeq and is a predicted model, not a curated record. Bases 1 to 5313 code for a protein of 1770 amino acids.
AUGGUGCUGGCCAGUUUUCGAGGAACGGUGCAGCAUGGCUUGCCUCUGGAGAUCGGUGACACGGUGCAGAUCCUGGAGAAAUGUGAAGGUUGGUACAGAGGAUUUGUCCUCAAGAACCCGAAUGCCAAGGGCAUUUUCCCAUGCAGCUACAUCCAUCUGAAGAAUGCUAAUAUCAAGAAUAAAGGGCAGUUCGAGACGGUGGUGCCGACCGAAGACUCUGUCAUUACGGAGAUGACGUCCACCCUGAGGGACUGGGGAGCCAUGUGGAAGCAGCUCUUUGUGAAAAAUGAAGGAGAUCUGUUUCACAGACUGUGGCAUGUGAUGAAUGAGAUUUUGGACCUCAGGCGGCAGGUUUUGGUGGGUCACUUGACCCACGACCGCAUGAGGGACGUCAAACAGCACAUCACGGCACGUCUGGACUGGGGCAACGAGCGGCAGGUUUUGGUGGGUCACUUGACCCACGACCGCAUGAGGGACGUCAAACAGCACAUCACGGCACGUCUGGACUGGGGCAACGAGAUGUGCUCGUCAAUCAUAACCUCAUUACAUGUACUUCCUCCUGUGUUUGUUCCUGGCCGCUGCCAGACAGAUGAAAAACAAAUAAACAGUUUUCAUCAGGGAAACACACCUGCAGUGGAGGCUAUGGAGAAUCGGCACAGAAAGAAGGAAACUCCAACUCCUGUCAGCACACAUCACCUGUUUGUCCAUCUGAAGAGUCUGAUGAGCUCAAACCUGGGUGAAGAGCUGGAGGUCUUCUUCUUCAUCUAUGAUAGUCGAGAGAACAAACCGCUCAGUGAAAGGUUCUUUGUUAAACUCAAUAAAAACGGUCUGCCCAAGUUUCCCGAGAAGACUGAAAGACAAUGCACACUUUUUGUGGAUCUGGGCAGCGGCGACCUGAGGAAAGACGUGUAUAUUGUGGUACACAUCAUUAGGAUUGGGAGGAUGGGUGCAGGAGAGAAGAAGAACACGUGUAAUGUGCAGUACAGACGUCCGUUCGGCUGUGCGGUGGUCAGCAUCGCUGAUCUUCUCACUGCUGACUCCAAAGAUGACCACCUGCUGAAGGUCUAUGCCUGCAACACAGAGAGCGACUGGAGUCAAAUCCACGACAACAUCAUUAAGAAAGUCAACUCCAGAUACAACCUCUCAGGAUCCAACACAGGUCUGGCGGUGGCGCUUCAGUUGCUGCAUGGCGACAUCGAGCAGCUGCGGAGAGAAUACAUGGUGCUCUUCACUAGAGGAGUGUCCAUUACCAAAAAACUAGGCUUCUCUGAUGUCAUCAUGCCAGAGCUGGACGGGAAAAACAGACCCACCGUCUGCGUCUGGGCAUCUGCGCACAUGCGCAAACCUGCAGCUGGCGGCACAGUUGUUGAUUCAGGUGCAGGAACUGCUUGCCAGGUGGCUGAAGACUAUAUGAGAGAGAGCGAUGAGGACGAUAUAAUACUGCACGCUUUUAAUGAGCACCAAACAGGCCGUGUACUGUACCUGAUCAGCUUCCUGUGCAUCCUGUCCCUGUGUGAGGAGAACGCUAACCUGCAAGACUGUGCUCGCUACCUCAAACUGCCCUUCUCGAAAUCAAAUCUGCCCGGCAACAACCAAACUAUGAAAGGCACUAAGGAAUCCCUAUGGAUCACAUCAUUCCUCUGUUCUACCAAACUCACUCAGAACGGUGACAUGCUGGACUUACUGAAGUGGAGAGCCCAUCCGGAGAGAAUCAGUGACAGCCUGUCUAAACUCAAAGAGAUCGAUGGCUCAGAAAUAGUUAAGUUUUUACAAGAUACACUGGACACACUUUUUGGCAUUUUGGAUGAGAGUUCACAAAGAUAUGCACUCAAGGUGUUUGAUUGUCUGGUGCACAUUAUAAACUUGCUCCAGGACAGCAAGUUUCAGCAUUUUAAACCAGUCAUGGACACCUACAUUGAAAGCCACUUUGCAGGAGCCCUGUCAUACAGGGAUCUGAUCAAGGUGCUGAAGUGGUAUGUGGACCGUAUUAUUGAAGCGGAUCGUCAGGAACAUAUCCAACAGGUGCUGAAGGCGACGGAGUAUAUUUUUAAGUAUAUUAUCCAGUCACGACGGCUGUUUGCGCUGGCCACGGGCGGACAGAACGAGGAGGAGUUCCGCUGCUGUAUGCACGAGCUUUUCAUGUCCCUCCGCUUCUUCCUCUCGCAGGAGAACAAGGGCUCACGGCCCAUCACACAGACACAGGCAGUGUUUCUGCAGUCGUUCCCGGCUGUGUACGGGGAGUUGCUGAAGCUCUUUACGGUCAGGGAAGUGGCCACGUUUGUACGGGAGACCUUGGGCAGCCUCCCCACCGUGUCCCAAGCCGACUGCCCCCUGGAGGCCGUCAAACUGCACUGCAUCGCCAAAACCGUAGAGAGCCAGCUCUACACAAACCCUGAGUCUAGAUGUAUCCUGCUCCCGGUGGUGCUGCGUUUGCUCCAGGCUCACAUGCAGGAGCAGCGAGAUCUCGUCAUGUGCGCUCACAUACUCACCUGCAUGCUGUCUCUCCUCAAGAAAGACGACAAGGAGCCAGCCGCAUCUGAAGAGGUGGAUCUGAUCGUGGAGAGUGUUUUGGGUGUGUUACUGCGGACCAUAUUGGAAAUCGCUAACCGGCCACAACCAGCAGGGCCUACGCUACGGCCCCAAGUUCAAGACGUUACGGUCAUGCGGCUCGUCACUAACAACAUCGUCAUCACCACGGUACUCUACCUGUCAGACGCUUUAAGAAAAAGCUUCCUCAAUGACAAGUCCGGAGCGGUGGAGGCAAAACUAAUCGACAAGCUGGACAGCCUCAUGUCAGAGGGCAAAGGAGACGAAACGUACAGAGAGCUUUUCAACAGCAUCAUCUUUCACGACAUGAUGGACUGGGAGCAGCGCCGGAGCGGCAACUUCAAACAGGUGGAGGCAAAACUAAUCGACAAGCUGGACAGCCUCAUGUCAGAGGGCAAAGGAGACGAAACGUACAGAGAGCUUUUCAACAGCAUAUACAAAAUUACACUCUUUGUGUUUUACAGAGACUGUAUGAAGUUGGGGGAAGUGGAUGGAAAAAAGAUUGGCUGUACAGUCAGUCUGCUGAACUUCUACAAAACAGAGCUGAAUAAAGAGGAAAUGUACAUCCGCUACAUUCACAAGCUGUAUGACCUGCAUCUGAAAGCGCAGAAUUACACAGAGGCCUCAUAUACACUUCUGCUGUACGACGAGCUGUUGGAAUGGUCUGAGAGACCCUUGCGGGAGUUUCUGAGUUACCCGAUGCAGAGUGAGUGGCAGAGGAAGGAGUAUCUGCACCUCACCAUCGUCCAGAACUUUGACCGUGGAAAGUGUUGGGAGAACGGCAUCAUCCUGUGCAGAGAGUUAGCGGACCAGUACGAAUCCUACUAUGACUACAGAAACCUUAGCAAAAUGAGGAUGAUGGAAGCUUCGUUUUAUGAUAAAAUAAUGGACCAACAGCGUCUGGAGCCAGAGUUCUUCCGAGUGGGCUUCUACGGCAAGAAGUUCCCUUUCUUUCUACGGAAUAAGGAGUUUGUGUGCCGUGGUCAUGAUUACGAGCGUCUGGAGGCGUUCCAGCAGCGCAUGCUCAAUGAGUUCCCUCAUGCCAUCGCAAUGCAACACGCCAACCAGCCUGACCAGACCAUCUACCAGGCUGAAGCCCAAUAUCUUCAGAUCUAUGCUGUCACACCAAUCCCAGACAGCCAGGACGUCCUGCAGCGCGACGGCGUCCCCGACAACAUCAAGAGCUUCUAUAAGGUUAACCACAUCUGGAGAUUUCGCUACGACCGCCCGUUUCACAAGGGCACCAAAGACAAAGAAAACGAAUUUAAGAGUCUGUGGGUAGAAAGAACAACGUUAACGCUUGUUCAGAGUCUCCCAGGCAUCUCGCGCUGGUUUGAAUUUUACACUCCCAUGCUUGUGGAGGUGAGUCCUCUGGAGAAUGCUAUCGAGGUCAUCGAGAACAAGAACCUGCAACUGCGGACGCUGAUCACGCAAUGUCAAACCCGGCAGAUGCAGAACAUCAACCCCCUGACCAUGUGUCUCAACGGAGUCAUUGACGCGGCUGUCAACGGAGGUCUCGCUCGCUAUCAGGAGGCGUUCUUCGUGAAGGACUACAUCAUGAAUCACCCCGAAGACGGAGACAAAAUCGGCCGUCUCCGAGAGCUCAUGUUUGAGCAGGCUCACAUACUGGAGUUUGGUUUGACGGUGCAUGAGAAGUUCGUUCCUCAGGACAUGCGGCCUCUGCACAAGAAACUGGUGGAUCAGUUUCAUCUGAUGAAAUCCAGCCUCGGCAUACAGGAGUUUCCAGCCUAUGUGCGAGCCAGUCCGAUCCACUUCAACGGAAGCCCUCGAGCCGGAAGAAACUCAGCACCCAACAUAAUGAGUCCAGAGGGAGGAGCGCGUGUGGUGUCACGCCGCAGUCCCCUCAGCUACCCAGCGGUCAACCGCUACUCUUCAUCCUCGCUGUCGUCGCAGGCCUCCAAUGAAGUGAGCAACAUCACGGGCCAAUCAGAGAGCUCAGAUGAAGUCUUCAACAUGCAGCCAAGUCCGUCUACCUCAAGUCUCAGUUCCAAUCACUCUGCCUCUCCCAACGUGACCAGCUCGGCUCCGUCUAGUGCCAGAGCAGAGCUACUGAGGUUUGAUGCCGGCACAGCAACACAAGAACGCAUGUUAAAUUUUACAGCGACCAAGCAUUCUUGGGCAGAGACCGUCACAAAUGGGCGGGGAUUUCUCCCUACAAUGACGUUGGUGAAGCCCGCACCAAGUAGCUGGAGUCUAGACAUGCCGCUCUCUGAUUUUAAUGGAAAGUGUCCCCCUGUCCCUCCUAGACCACCGUACUCAGGAUCUCCUGCCAAGACUACACGAUCACAGUCCCCCGUGAUGACAUCACGCUCGCCGCAGAAGACCUCUGUGCCUCCGUUCACCCCCUCACCCACAGAGUGCCAGUCGACAGGGUUGGUGUCGAAUUCUCCGGUGCUUUCCGGAAGCUACAGCAGUGGCAUCUCGUCUCUCAGUCGCUGCAGCGUCUCUGAGGCCUCCGGAACUGAGAACACGCCCACUGACCACGCUCUCCCAAACUCCGCCUCCAGUGGAUCAGAUGAGCUCAUUCGACGGGAGAACAAAACCCCGCCUCCCUACAGCAUACACGAUCGGAACAACCCCCGCAGACAGGUCCCACUUCCACCGAGCCUGUCGAUUCCUCCAAGCAUCGACGCGCCACCUAUUCCUCCCAAACCGCACCAGAUUCGAAGGCAAGACACUGAGCCGCGCCGACCAGACCAGUUUCCCAGACCCCGACCCAUUCCCAGGAAAGUCUCACAGCUCUAACGCUGCGCCCUUCACUCCAUCCCCACCAUUUGCACUUUUACACUUAACCUCUCUGGGUUUACGAAUACAAACUCCCGAUUUAGAUUAAAGUGGUCAUAUGAUGUUGCUAAAAAGAACAUUAUUUUGUGUAUUUGGUGUAAU